UGCUUUUGGUAAAACUUGAAGUUGGUUUGGUACAUUUUGAGUUCAAAAUAGCAUGAAAAUUUAUUAUUUGUAUCAAAAAUAUCGGAAAAAUUAUGCAAAUUGGGUGAAAAAGUGCGCUUAGAGGUUGAAAAAGUGCGGAUAAAGUGUGUGAGGAAGGAAUUACAGUGCCAUCAAGCAUGGUGAGUGCGUGUAAAUGGGGGAAAAAUGUGUAAAUUCUGUAGAAUUUUUGGGCAGAGCACAGAGUGGCAGAGAAGAGUGUUUGAAAAGUGUGGUACUUUAGGAUUUAUUUUUAUCAAUAGCGCAAGGUUUUUCGAGGAAGAUAAUGGAACAACCCAGUGAGAAUUGUGAUUCACCGGAUGCUGGGGCUCAGGCCAGUAGUGGGAAACAGCAGCAGCAGCAGCGAUCGGAACGUCUUAAGCAGAUUACGGAGUUGUUGAAGGAGUCCACACCACUUAUCAAUACAACACCAAUUCCGCCGCCCAGGAAGAUCAAAAGUAAAUCCCUGGGCACACGAAAGAGUAGUGAAAUCUCUGAGGAUUCCUUCAAAUCCGAGUCUGAAGUGAGUGAGGAUGUUGCUUCACCACCAUCUGAGCCUCCUCCCUCGAGCUGUGGCAGCGAGGAGAGUUCUCAGAAUGUCUCAGAAGUUACAAUUCAGCCCGAAGAAACCACCAUCUUCAAAACAACCACUCACUUGAAUAUCUCAGAACCUGAAGAAUCUCUCCCACAAGUCCGGGAGUACAAUGAGACACUGCCCGUCUGUGUGAUUGAGUGUAUCUCCCAGGGGGAUCAGCAAAAAUCCCCUCAGCCCGAAGUCACCGAAGAGAAAGCCAUAAAUGUGCCAGAAAAGCCCAAAGUGCCUGAUUUUUUGCCUUCCGAUGCCCAGGAAGUGCGCAAGAGACAUGCAGAUUUCGAUCGAAGUGUCUCCUUUUCCUCAGCAGAUGCUCUGCUGUCGUCAGUCACUCGUAAAACCACCGAUAAAUCCCGUCGACGAAAAGGGAUUUAUAUUCAGUGGCCAAUUCGAGAGAAACUCGAUAUUCACGAAUCCACAGCAACUAUUGAUAGCCUCUCCAAUGUGGAGAAGAAUAGCAGUUGUGAAACUCUGCCCUGCCAGAGAACCCCAGAUUUCUCCUUUGAUGAUCAAGCUUGGUCAGAGGGAGGCUAUGAGAAUUUCUCGGAGGAUUUGGGGACUUCUGGGAAGGCAGGAAAGGGAGCGAUUGUGGGCAAUGGAAGGUCUUUCUCCAAGAGACCUUUGAGGUCCAUUCGAGGACCUUAUGGGCAGAUGUUGGAGGCAGAACUGAAGAAACCAGUGAAAGUUUACCAUGAUCAUCUGGCGCUCAGUCUCAAUAAUGUAAAUUUCACUUCUGAGGACAAUGCCAAUGAGGAGGGCAAACUCAAUACUCAUCCCAAUGAAAAGUCCAUGAAUUAUCUCAACAACAACAAAUCCUGCGACUGCCGACAAAUACUCACCAAGAAUACAUCAAUGGACUCCCUCUGUUCGUCCUACACCAAGGACUUCCCACCCCAGAGGAACAGUAAUGAUCACUCAAGUACCAUUAACAAAGGACUCCUCAUGGACUUUCUGCACCAGACAUCCUCAUGUGACCAGAGUUCCACUGAACAACUGCACUCAACGGAGAUUCUGGCUUCUCUGUCGCCACACGCCUCCAUUCUACAGCACAUGGACACAAGAACGCAUAUUGUCAUCGAAUUGUACAAUACGGAGCAAUCCUAUGUGGAGAGUCUCCAAAUCAUUGUGCAAAAGUACAUGAAUCCCCUGAAAAAUAGUGAUUGUGAAGUAAUGAUUGACACUCAAAUUGUCGACGAUAUCUUCUAUAUGGUGCCAUCGAUUCUCAACAUUCACGAGGGCUUCCUCGAGGAGCUCAAAAAACGCCUUGAUUGCUGGAAUUCUAAUCAAAUCAUUGGCGAUGCUUUUAACAAUGUUUUUUCCUGUGGAGCUGUCCUGGAGAUUUAUUCCAAUUUUGUGAAUAAUCUGAGCAAGGCAAGGGAUACCAUUAGGAAUUGUUGCUCUACACAACCAUCUUUUGCAAAGUUCUUGGAAGUGCAGGCCAAGGAGCACAAAGGAAAACUGCCACUAGACAAUUUGCUCAUCAAACCCAUCCAGAAAUUUCCCAACUACGAAUUGAUUCUGUCACGCCUGAUUAAGCACACUGAUGGAGAGCAUCCUGACCAAGCUCUCCUUCAGGAGGCCAACAAGACUGUUCACAGAAUUCUUUUGCACAUCAAUUGUAAGGAGCGCGAAGCUCUUCAGAGUGGCCAACGUGAAGCUGUACUGAGAGAAAUUGAGAGUGCCAUUGAGGGAGUGUCAAAUCUCGUGACCUCCGACAGAUCCUUCAUUGCCUUUGACCUUGUAACCAUUUUCUCUGGUCAAUCAGCAAGGAAGGAACGUGGAUUGUUCCUGUUCAGUGAUCUGAUCAUUUUAACGAGUAUUAAGCGACGAAGUGGCACAGUUAGGAAGCCAAAUAUAAUCAACUACAACAUUGCCGCCAAUGUGGAAACGAACAAAUACAAAUUUCUCACGAAAAUACCUAUAAGUGAUUUGGAGUUUGUCAAGACCAAAGAUGACAAUAGUCGCAAAAGUAUUAAGGAGAUUGAGUAUUUGAUGGAGGACUCUAAGAAGCUUCAUCAUAUUCUGGCUGCAGUAAUUACUCUUCGUUGUCCCCAUCAGCAUCUUGAGGAUGCUGCUAGGGAGUUAGAGAAGGAUCUGGAGAAGCAAUUGAGUGAAAAGCAACUCAAUGAUGGUCAAUUGAGCGUGCUGGAAUUCACUGUGGGUGGAAAUUCGACUGGAUCUGAGGGUGGUCAGCAUAUGUCUAUUCAAUUUGUUAAUCCAGAACGCAGAAGUAUUUGGGAACAGGCCUUUAGGGAGGCAAAACAGAAAUUUGCAUCGAAUUUAGAAACGAUCCCAAUGCCAGAGUUCAUCUCAUCAAUUCCCAUCCGCAAGACCCGUGCUGGUCUACAAUUUACGUGCGCCGCUUCAACGUUGGGGGCGCAGAAUGAUGUGUGGGUGUGCAAUAGUGACGGGUAUGUCGGUCAGGUGUGCGUUCUCAGUCUCAAUGCUGAACCAACAGUCACGAGCUGCAAUGGUGUGUGCAAUGCUAGAAUUUUGUGUGUGACUUCGGUACCAUCAGAAAUUGAGUGGCAACCUGAUAAAGGCAAUGCCGGUGUGACUAAUCAAUUAAAAAGUACCCCAUCGUUUGAGGAGAACUUUGAGAAUUGUACAAAAUCACUCAAAGUGCAAUCCCUUUCGGCUAUUUUCAACAAUAUCCACCUCGAUUCCAGCAGUUCAAGUGAUAAUGAGUCUGAGAAGGAAUUUACAACUGAUGCCAAGUGCAAUAUUCACGGGCAUAGUGUUAAGGCCGAUCUGCAUCAUCUUCAGCCCUUUGAUUGUGGAGAUUUUACACAAUCCACCAUGUGGCUGGGCACAGAAGAUGGCUGUAUUCAUGUCUACAAUUGCUCCGAUAACAUUCGAAUUAAACGAAAUAAGAUUAAGAUGCAGCACAAUAGUGCUGUCUAUCAUAUUCUCUAUAUGAACAACAAGGUCUAUGUUGCUCUUGCAAAUGGAGAUUUAAUUAUUUAUACCAGAGAGAAUUUAGGAACUGGAUGGAAUACGUCAGAUCCAGUUACACUGACAAUUGGAUCAGCUUCCAAUCCCAUCACAAAACUUCUCAAUGUUGAUGGUAAAUUGUGGUGCUCUAUACAGGGAGUUAUAAAAAUCUUCAAUGUUUCUACACAUCAGGUGGAGAAUGAAGUGCAAAUCUCGAGUGAGUCUAAGCCAAUCACCAACAUGGUGGUGUCUCAGCAUGGCGUCUGGAUUUCCAUCCAGAACUCUUCCGUGCUCAAGUGUUUCCAUUCCAAGACGUAUGAGAUUGUGGUGGAGGUGAAUGUCAGCGGACCCGUUAGCAAAAUGCUCUCAAAUUGCGAUGAUAUAAUCCGACAGCACAAAGCCGCCUGCCUCAGGAUUACGGCGUUGCUGGCGUGUCGGGAUCUCAUCUGCAUUGGCACAAGUGCAGGAGUUCUGCUGGUGAUUCAGGGUGGAGGCAGUGCCUCGGGCAGGAGUCUGAUGAACACUAAUCCAGUGCCAAUGCCCCAUGGACACACGGGCCAUGUGAGAUUCUUAACUUGCGUGGAGACUUCUGAGGGCAGUGGCUCAAAUUCAAAUUCCAGGAAAGGAUCACAAACGAAGCAUAAGAAGGAAUCGUCAAUUUUGUUGAUUUCUGGAGGAGAUGGAUGCGAAGAUUUCCGUAACUCAAAUAUUAAUUCAAUGAAUGAUAUUGCCGGAAGGGAAGAUAGUACAAAUCACUUGCUACUUUGGAAGGUGUAGAGAAAAAGAAAAAAAAAUAACUGAUAUUUUUUUGUUGUUGAUGAGAGAUAGAUUGAAAGAUUUUAACCAGCGUUAGAUAAUGAUUGCAAAAAAAAGAAAACUAUCCCAGUUACAAUUUUAUUCGUCCAAAUAUUGGACUAAAAAAAAACGUGUUUCAGCCAUGAAAAAGAGAAAAAAAACACUCAGUUAUAAUACAAGGAAUAACAAAAAUGAGAUGAAUCUUUGUGUGAUAAAAAAAACAAGUAAAACUGUAUUACUAUUUAAAUUAGAGAGAAUUUUUAUUUAAUUGUAUAAAAUAACAAAAAAAAAGUUUAUUUACGGUACAAUAUCAUUUGAUUUGUACAAUUUCUACUUAAAAAAAAAUCAUGACACAAAGAAACAGGAAGUUUUUAUUGCUCUGAGCAGAUUUUUUUUAUCAUUUUUAAUUUUUUAUUACGUUCCUAAGGAAGUGAAAUUUAUGAAGGUAGAUUUAUUGUUUCCUUUUUUAUUUUCUCUUUCACACUUUGCUUAAUUUAUUGAUAAUUAUUUUUUUCUAUUAAAAAUAUAUAUAUUGAUAUAAAUUGUACAAAACCAGUGACAUUGUAUUUUAAAGCAUUACUCGACAGAGAAUAAAAAUUUUAUGUCAUUUUCAAAA
Messenger RNA from Phlebotomus papatasi, 4973 nucleotides. Its product is annotated as rho guanine nucleotide exchange factor 17. The record is from RefSeq and is a predicted model, not a curated record. Gene Ontology annotation, biological process: actin cytoskeleton organization. NCBI's taxonomy places the organism in Eukaryota, Metazoa, Arthropoda, Insecta, Diptera, Psychodidae. The coding region runs from base 323 to 4339 and encodes 1338 amino acids. The transcript has 14 exons. Gene Ontology annotation, molecular function: guanyl-nucleotide exchange factor activity; protein binding.